AUGGCUGUUUUCAAGUGCGGCAGUCGUCCUGCUCAGGGAGGGGCCCCAAUUCUGCUGAGUAUUUGGAAUCGUAUAGUUGGAGGCAAGGAGUCGGAACCUGGAACACACCCUUGGCAGGUUUCUUUGAAACGACGUCAAAUCCAUUACUGCGGAGGGACGAUUAUCAAUGAGAAGUGGGUGUUGACAGCGGCCCAUUGCAUGCGGGGCAGGAACAUCUUGUCCACAUUGAAGGUAACAGCUGGAGAAUAUAACCUGAAGAACUUGGACAAAGAGGAGCAAACUCUAACAGUCAAACGUGCUAUCAUACAUCCCAAAUUCAAGGCUACGUACCCAGUUGAGUAUGAUAUUGCUCUUCUGGAACUCAAUGGCAUCUUCACCUUUGGUGACAAUAUCUAUCCAGCCUGCCUUCCUGCUGAGGAUGACAACUUUGGUACAGGCACCAUUUGCAGUACUGCUGGCUGGGGACGCCUAUCUGAGGGUGGAAGAUUACCAAACACUUUACAAGAGGUUGAGCUUCCCAUUAUUGAUUUUGGGACUUGUUUAAAGGUGAUGCAGUCAGUGAUCAAACGAUUCAAAGGAGAAACACUUGUGUGCGCUGGGUUCCCUGAUGGAAGGCAGGAUGCAUGCCAGGGCGAUUCAGGAGGUCCCCUGAUGUGUCAGGGUGCAGGAGGUGCCUGGACUGUGGCUGGAGUAACAUCAUGGGGGAUGGGCUGUGGUCGCAGCUGGAAGGACAACAGCAACAAAUCACCAAAUAAAAGAGGGACGCCAGGGGUCUUCAUUAAAGUCAAGGCUUUGAAAUCAUGGAUUCAGCAAAACCUGUACAAUGGUUUAAAAGGACAGAGCAGAUCCAUUUUACCUGAGGCAACAACCUGUCUGGUUAGUGAUGGGACAUUAGUUGCAGUAGAAGGUCAUCUAGAUUAACUGGAAAAUCCACAUCAAUACUGUGAAAACAAAAAGGAAGUAUCUGAUCUCUUGAGUUCUCAAUCUGCUCAGAAAUUGCAGCAUCUGAACCAACCACAUCUUAGAAAAGGCAGCAGAAGAGCCCAAAAUUCCAAACUCACCAAAAUCUCCAAACAACUAAUUAAUCAAGGAAUCCUGCCUUUGUGUGUCAUUCCAGGUUGACAAGUGAGCCAAAAUAUUAGAUAACACACUAUUAAUUAUUUCUAUCUUUUCACUAUGUAACUACAUUUUAUAUGAAUGCAUGUAAACCGGUUGUGGUGUUACCCUGGGUGCAGAGAUAGUCUUAUGGUGGAGGUGGAACAUGGAGGUGAGGAGAAGAACACAUGACAAAAGGCAUCUAAGGAUUACGUAGUAUGGCGUGGAUUCGUGCGUGAUGGUUUAUUUGGCCAAUUCAGAGUCUUGUUAGAAUUAGUAGGUUCUACAAAGAUAAGUCAUGCCUGUUCAGUAGUUUGCAUCACAGAAAAAUAGAACACCAUUUUUCUAGGAAUAAUAGACAUGUCUGUCUGUAUGAACCUGAGGAGUGAGGUUAGUGCAAGUAGAAUCAAAGGGACUACUAAACGCCACCUUGGGAUUCUAACAAGGGGGUCAAACCUAGGGAACGUUUUGGGACAAAAAUUACAAGCCCACUGAGGAGAAUGUGGUAAUUUCAAACACUUUAAAUGAAUUUACCUUGCAUGGAGCAAGGCCAAGGCUAAAAGCAUAUGAAAGAAAAGCAAGAGCAUAGUAUAAGAACAUAAGACAUCAGAAAUAGGAGCAGGAGUUGAGCCUGUUCCACCAUUCAAUAAGAUGGCUGAUCUUUUCAUGGACUCAGCUCCAUUUACCUGCCUGCUCACCACAAUUCUUAAUUCAUUUACUGUUCAAAAAUCUAUCAAUCUUUGCCUUAAAAAUAUUCAAUAACAAAGACAUUGGUGCUGCUGUUGGCUACACUGACAUGGUCAGUCAUUUUGCAGUUGUGUAUGUAACCACCCAAGAUGAACUCUAACACAUGGGGCAACGAA
Molecule: messenger RNA, 1958 nt
Organism: Hemiscyllium ocellatum (epaulette shark)
Lineage: Eukaryota; Metazoa; Chordata; Chondrichthyes; Orectolobiformes; Hemiscylliidae
Product: ovochymase-2-like
Exons: 9
Coding region: 1-921 (306 amino acids)
Biological process (GO): proteolysis
Molecular function (GO): serine-type endopeptidase activity
Source: RefSeq, a predicted model, not a curated record